UUGAGUAAGAGGGUUGUGACAUAUGGUAUCAGAGCUUCCGGAUUACCUACAGAAACCCACCUACACCACCCGGCAACAGCGGCAGGCGGGAGAGAUGGACAGAAGGUAGAGGAGUUGUCGGCGGCACUUAAGGCGAUCCAGGAGCAGAAUGAGUCGAUCAUGAAGGCGGCAUCGGCUUCCCACACCCUCUUCGCCGAGAUCCGCCCGGUGGUGGCGGAUUUGGCGACGUGGAAGCCACAUCAGGAGCAGUCCGUCGCGGAUCUGCGGCAAGAGCUUGGAGGAGUACGCCAGGAGAUCGACCUCAUCGCGCGCAACCCGGUCCUCGCCCUCAAGCCGUCGGACCUCCCUCUGAUUCUUCCAAGGCCAAGCAGCGCGCCGUUCCCCAAUGGCGGCAGCAGCUCUCAAGGGCCCGAUGGCCACCGCAUCGAUCUGCUUCACCGGGGGGUGGCUCUGGGGUUGUUACCACCCUACUCCCGCCUCCGGCCACGGGAAGAGGCACUGGAGAUUUCCAAGCGGCGCGAGCCUCGGCGCUGGGAAGGGGGCUCAGGUGGUGGGCAGAGCAUCCGCUCCCGUCUCCGGGGGGCCAUGCCCCUUCCUGCACCUCCUGGGCGACCACCUCCCGCGGCAACAACAGCCACGGACGACCGCCGCGGGGCAACGACAGACAGUUCCCGGAGCGGAAACACGGUCGAAGAUCGCCUCUCCGCGCUCAAGGCCUAUCGUCGGGCCAAGGGGCUAUGUUAUCUCUGUGGAGAGAAGUGGGGCAGAGAGCACAAAUGCGCAACAACAGUUCAACUCCAUGUUGUCCAAGAGAUGUUCGAUGUGCUGGGUUUCUCAGGCCUACCAACCAGCGAAGAGCGAUCAGACUCAGAAAGUGAGUGCCACACCAUCUCAAGAGUUGCGACGCAAGGUACAGUAGCCCCGCAAACCAUCAGAUUGCAGGGGAAGAUUCAAUAGCAGCAAGUGUUUGAUACGUCUCCAACGUAUCUAUAAUUUUUGAUUGCUCCAUGCUAUAUUAUCUACUAUUUUGGACAAUAUUGGGCUUUAUUAUCCACUUUUAUAUUAUUUUUGGGACUAACCUAUUAACCAGAGGCCCAGCCCAGAAUUGCUGUUUUUUGCCUAUUUCAGAGAUUCGCAGAAAAAGAAUAUCAAACGGAGUCCAAACGGAAUU
Aegilops tauschii subsp. strangulata is the source of this 1171-nucleotide messenger RNA. RefSeq lists its product as uncharacterized. The record is from RefSeq and is a predicted model, not a curated record. Lineage: Eukaryota; Viridiplantae; Streptophyta; Magnoliopsida; Poales; Poaceae.